AUGGUGGCUUUCCUGACUUCUGUGCUUGUUGGGGAAGGCGGUGCUCCGAAAUCCCUGGCCUACAGCCCCAGCUUCGAAGACCCAGUGGACAUCGAUGAGCUCUCGAAGCUCGUCCCCGUCCUGAAGGCUGCUCGAGAGUUGCAGGACGACCUCUUGAUAAGGUACAACGACAUCAAGGAGGGGAUCAUGAGCCUCAUAUUCGACAAGAAGCUGGUGCUCGACGCGAGCGUGUACAAAACGAAGGCCCUCAAGAAGCAGUGGGCGGAGGAGCAGGCGGAGAUCCUCCGCGUCGCGCUCCGCCACGUCAGGCGCGCGUGGUACCGCAAGGUAUCGCCCGACGCCCACCCGUACUUGUCGGAGCUCCCAGCGCCGCAGAGGACACUGGGAGCAAAUUCAAGGGGUAGAGUAGUAGUAGUCGUAGUAGUCGUAGUAGUCGUAGCA
Prorocentrum cordatum is the source of this 441-nucleotide messenger RNA. NCBI's taxonomy places the organism in Eukaryota, Dinophyceae, Prorocentrales, Prorocentraceae. The record is from the annotation of a GenBank genome assembly.